AUGGCUACUUCGCAAGGUGUCAACGUACUACGUUACUCCGCCCUUGGCGCAGGCAUUGUCUACGGCCUCUUCCACCAAUCGUCCCUCACUUCACAAGCCAAGCAAGCGCAGAUAGAUCGCGAAUACAGCCGCAAGGAAUCAUUGAUUGAGCAAGCGCGGGCAGAAUACGCAAAGAAGAAUGCGCCAGCAGAAGUUAAAACAACGAGUAGUGGAGUCAUAACCGAUCCGGAAGAUAAAAGAUUCGACCUUGAAGCGUUCAUAAAUAUGAAAUUCGCCGAAAUGGCGAAAUAA
Messenger RNA from Histoplasma mississippiense, 291 nucleotides. RefSeq lists its product with no specific name. Lineage: Eukaryota; Fungi; Ascomycota; Eurotiomycetes; Onygenales; Ajellomycetaceae. The record is from RefSeq and is a predicted model, not a curated record. Bases 1 to 291 code for a protein of 96 amino acids. The transcript is spliced from 3 exons. Gene Ontology annotation, biological process: proton motive force-driven ATP synthesis. Gene Ontology annotation, molecular function: proton transmembrane transporter activity.